Messenger RNA from Vicia faba (fava bean), 507 nucleotides. The record is from the annotation of a GenBank genome assembly. NCBI's taxonomy places the organism in Eukaryota, Viridiplantae, Streptophyta, Magnoliopsida, Fabales, Fabaceae.
AUGAUUAAAAUAGACAUGGCAUUUAAUGGUGGCUCUAUCUUUUUGGAUGCUUGCUGGUGGUUGUGGCGUGCUAGGAACAAAUUGUGUCUUGCGAAUGUAGUGGUAUCUUCCUAUACUUUGAUACUUAUCAUAGUGAAUUAUGAAAAUAUUUUAGCUAAAUGUUUUCUCAAGCAUAAUAUGUCUCAUCCAACGAGAAUGAUCACAUGGAAUACACAGAAAGGUAGUAAUAUAAUUUUGAAUGUUGAUGGAAGUAGCAUCGGUAAUCCCAGCGUCUCAGGUUUUGGUGGAUUGGUUCGAAAUGCUGAUGGUGCUUGGGUUCACAAUUUUGCGGGUAAUAUUGGUUAUUCCAACAUUCUUCAUGUUGAGCUAAUUAUGCUAUAUCAUGGUUUGCGUAUAACUGUUGAAGCAAUAAAGUGGCAACCAAAACUUAUCUCAGAGUUUGUUAAGGCUUGGCAUCAUUAUGUCGCGAUUCUUCAUAACAUUAAAGAACUUCCCUCUAGGGAAUGA